CGUCAAUCUGCCCACUUCAUCUAUUCACGCCGUGUCUUCUAAGUAGGCCUACUUCUAAGCAAGCAAGUAUUCUACGUUUCGGCGCUCUAUCGUCUUAAUAAUUACUUCUUUCUGUAUAUCUUUGACAACUUCUCACGAAUCCUUCUCUUAGCUAUGUGUAUGGUCACUUGCAAUUCCACUACGGUUAUGUACCCUUGAAGGACAGCUGCGAUCUGAGCCCCGCAACGCGUCUCCGGAUAUAAUGAAUUCGUUGUGGUCGUCAAAAGCUGCCGAGGAUGGUGCUAAUGCACCAAAGGCAUCGGUGGACGUAGCAGAUACGGGGGUUGCUGAUGUCGGACCUGGAAUAACGAGCGCAGCGCCUAGCCAACAACAAUCUAUGCGACCUCAGAUACAGCGAAACCAAAUCCAGUCAACCCCGCCUGUACAGGCCGCAAGCAGCCAGCCGCCUGACUCUCUCUCCCUAGCACAGCUACGACGCAUAGUGUCCGAAUUCCCUCGUUCUGAAGCCGCCGCGUAUGACUUUGAAUAUUCUGAUACAGCACCUCACGAGGAGGAGAUUGACGAAUGGUUUGUCUAUCAGCCUUGGCAAUGGAUUCGGUUGAACGCUGCCCAACGGGCGUUCGAGUGGCAGUGGGAGCACGAUAUAGCAGCUAGAAAGGAUGAAAUUACUUGGGAUGAGGCAGACGAUGAGGCCAGGACAAACUUCAUCCUACAGGCACUAGACGGAGUUAGAGCUAGUGAUGCUGCCACGCGUGGCGCUGCGAUAGGAAGACUUACAUAUCUUGUCCUGGGCCGGUGGACAGAUACUGCUGGUUCGCCCCAAGGCGACAGGACGAAUCCCCGAAGCGUUGCAACACCUGCCCAGCUUGCCGCAAUGAAAUCUGGUGUCGAGUUGAUUGCAGAGUGGAACGGUAUUCUCGUUAUAUGGACAGCUUUGCGCAGCGCGUUUGAGAUAUUAUGGUUAGAUGAACCCCAGAGACCGCAAGGGAGUAGCUUGGCGGAGGCACAGGACGAAUUGAUGAAUUUAAUGACCAUAAUGUAUAUGUGUAUACAGGAAACGCUUAACGACCCGGAUGGAAUGAUAAUGGUUUACGAAAAGCUCCUGGAAUUAGAGCCUCAUCUCACAACAUUCAUGCUCACAGCUUCCGCCAAGCUGCGAUGGCAAGAAUUAAACGUUGUGCCGGCUCCUCAGACGCUUUUGUUGCUAUGGAAGUCUAUCCUUCUGGAGUUCGGUGGAACUCCAGAGAUUGAAGAAACGAAAAGGGCCCUUAGGGAAACGGCUACUGACGACAAGGAGAAAGACCUGAUUAUGGCGACACCUCUCGACUAUCAUGUUUUUCGACAAGAGAUCACAUCAAAAUACCCUGCCUAUGUACCUCCUCAGCCAGUAAUACCCCUUGAAGCAGACAACACCUCUCUCCUACCUCCGCUGCCCAAUCACCCUACUAGGAAUAAUGGAUCGAAUGGUAUACUUCCUGCUCCUCCUGGAACGCAGAAUGGAGGCGCAUCUAUCCUCCACCAACCUGUUCACAUUGCGACGCCUGCGCCGUCUCCUCCCCCAUCUCCGGCUGCCGGUGGUAAAGGAGGUAAGAAACAAAAUUACCAAACCAACCAGAACUUCCCUUUCAUGUACCCUCCAUUGGAUGCCACCAGUAAUAGCGCAGGAGGCAAGGGUGCUGCUGGCCUUCAAGAUUUCCUUGUUGGCCGUAAAUGGGAAGGCAGUGAUGUACCCGCAUCCAUUCUCGAGGCUGGCGAGUUGUUCUCGAAACGAGUGCGCAUGACCCGAGCUACAAGGCAAUUGUGGGAAGAGCGCGAGAAGUUUCAAAAAUUCGAGAGGGGAUGGGAUCCCUCAGAUGAUGACAUAGAAGACCUAGACCUGGAUGGUCUUAAUCUUGACGACGAUGUUGAUGAUGAUAAGCUUCUGGAAACCAUCGAGAAGAGAGAGAAGAAAGCACGAGGCGCCGAGAUCGACUAUGGUCCGGACCCAAAUGUUGAUCCAAGGGUCAAACGACGAUUAGAAGCCAUCGAAGCGUUUUACGCUGCUGCUUUGCCUCAACUACAGUCAUUGAUUAUAGUUCUGAUGAAAAGCAUAUUAUUCAAUGUUACUGCUUGUAUUGCUCUCCCUGCUAAUAGCCAGCAACAAUCACAAAUACCAGGGGGCAACCAGCCCCGCGUUAAUGGCGGUCCUGGUACAAAUCGAUCGCAGGAUAGUUCUAUGGGAGCUAACAGCUCGAUCAACCCAGACGGUUCCGACAGUUCCUUGGAGGAUUUGGAUGCUACCAGAUGUAGAGAGAUUGAAUCGAAAGCCGCUACGGGUAUCAUUCUCCUGCUUAUGAAAUGGCUCAAGAUCUCGCAUGUUUUGAAGUUUGAAUACUUGGCUCAACUACUACUGGAUUCUAAUUAUCUUCCUUUGGUUCUCAAGUUGUUCGCACAUCAAGAUAUUCAACAAGUAGUCGAUAGUAAAACCGACCGCCUUGAACACAGUUUCUUUCAGUUCUGCAACGAUCGUGCUCAUCCUCCAGAAAAAGUACUGCAAGAGCCAACAGAGAUCGACGGGCCAGAGGAGGAAAGCGAGGACGAUGCGGCGCCUCCACCCAUAAAACGGCGACGAUCGCUGCACGAACAAGUGGCCGAAAGCAGCGAGCUCGCGAACAAGACAGAAGGGCAGCUCCCCGCUCGUCCUGAAGUAGACGAAUUAGGCUAUCCCGUAAACCCCCUGCCCAAGGAGCCUAUCACCGAUUUUUCGCGCCGAAAUUUCUUCGCCCUCAUCAAUUACCUGCGAAUCAUGCAGAAGAUAUGCAAGAACAAAGCGCAUCGCAAUUUACUACUCGUACAGUAUAAAUCGUCAAAUAUCAUAAGGAAAUCACUCAAGGUACCGCAGACCGAGUUACGACUGUACACGCUGAAGCUCUUCAAAAACCAGGUCCCGUACUGUGGUCGUAAAUGGCGGCAAGGUAAUAUGCGUGUCAUUACAGCGAUAUAUUUGCAUUGCCGCCCAGAGCUUCGCGACGAAUGGCUGGCUGGUAGCGAUGUAGACGCGGAAGUUGAAGAAGCACUGCCGCUCGAGCAAGCCCUCCGGAGCUUGACACACUGGUUCAACGUCCGGAGGUACCCGGAUCAGAUGGCGGCAGAUAUUAGAGAGGCGCUACGAAACGAGCAAGACUUUUUCAAGCGCGAACUCGAGAAGCUAGACGUGUGGGCCGAUGUCGGGCAGUUAGACAAUAUGAACGCCGAGUGGGAUCACAAUGGACACGGCUCUGCAUAUGGUUGAGUUUGGCGGAGUAUUCGACACAUCUCUUAGGACCGAAGGAUUAUCCCUAUUCGCGAAGUUUUGGCCGUUUGCCUACUUACUGUAUUUGGCUACAGUACAUCCUAUUUAGAUGCGACCAGGGUUCCAUCAUGGAUAUAUGUUGGGUCCUCGGCUGGUUAUCAAAUUGCCCAGGUAGUUUAGGUACUUUUUAAGGACGUAGGUAUAAACUAUUAUACUACCUAGGUAAGGUAUACGGGAUAGAUUCGGGGUUGGUGGGCUACGUUGGGCCCGGUAGUACAUAAAUCUGGAUUCUGCACUCAAGCGGACUCGCAGGCCUAGCAUGUACAUGUACCGAAACAGCAUGUCAAAUAGCCCCGUUGGAUCGACCUUGCAUAUACCUUAGGUACUAAUUCAUGAUCGUAUAAUGCGCAAAAUGUGCGUAGGUGGCUUAGCCAGCUUCUAUGUACUAUGUAGUAUUGGUUAAUAGUUGGAUGCGAUAUAGAAGCUUAAGCAAGUAUGGGUAAGGGUUAGUUUAGGC
Molecule: messenger RNA, 3788 nt
Organism: Daldinia decipiens
Lineage: Eukaryota; Fungi; Ascomycota; Sordariomycetes; Xylariales; Hypoxylaceae
Product: N1221-domain-containing protein
Exons: 7
Coding region: 242-3271 (1009 amino acids)
Biological process (GO): cytoskeleton organization
Cellular component (GO): cytosol
Source: RefSeq, a predicted model, not a curated record